UCUAAUACUUUUCAUAUUUCACUAUUAAUCUAUGAUUCGGUUGCUGGGCAUGUUGAUAACUUUCCGAUUCAUCUUACUAUAUUCCCUUCUUGCUGUCCUCCAUGGCCCCUGUGGUGCUGAUCCUCCCUAUCCCUAUUGUUCUAAUGUUACUACAUCAAGUAGUUUGUUUCAGUACAAUCUCAAUGACCUCUUCUCUCAUUUAUCUUCUAAUGCUUCUCUUUCAAUCUUCAAAAAUUCCACCACUGGAAAUGAAACUGAUACAGUCUAUGGCCUCUUUCUAUGCCUUGGAUUUGAUACCUUAGACAAGUGCAAGAUAUGUGUGGACACUGCAAUUCAAGACAUUAAAAAACUCUGUCCCAACAAUGAAGAAGCAACAGUAUGGGAGGAGUACUGCCAACUGCGAUACUCCAACAAAAGUUUCUUUGGCUAUACAGACGACGCCGGAAAUCUUCCUCUGUGGAAUAGGAAAAAUAUUUCAGAUCCCAAUCAGUUCAGUCAGGUUGUGAGGGAGCUCUUGAAUAGCCUGUCGAGAAGCGCUUCUUUCGAUCCUUCCACGGGUUUGUAUGCCACAGGGAAAGCUAAUCUUUCCAUUAAUGAAAAGGUAUAUGGUCUUGUCCAGUGCACUAGAGACUUGUCUGGAAAUGACUGUCUUAAAUGCCUUCAAGAUGCCACAAAUGAAAUCCUAAGUUGCUGCUACUUUUAUAGAGGGGCAAGACUUCUCAGUAAGAGUUGCUAUCUAAGGUAUGAGUUAUACGCUUUCUAUGAAGGAGCUACUGAAGCUUUGCCUCCUCCUCCGCCCCCAAGCACAGGUGAUCACAAAAAGAAAAUAUCGACCAAGAUUCUAAUCAUUACCACCGUAUCAGCUUGCGUUGCAGUUGCUUUCUUAGGAUCCUUUGUUUACUGCCUAGUUGCAAAAGGGAGAAAGGAAAUCACUUUUCCAGAAACUUCAACACAUCAAAACAACACUAUUUUUCCAAAUUAUGUUGUCCAAGGAGCCGAAGAGAUGGAGCCGCAUGAUAUUCCUUUAUUUCGUUUAGACAUCAUACAUUCAAUUACAGAUAACUUUUCUGAUUCAAAGAAGCUUGGAGAAGGAGGAUUUGGCCCAGUUUUUAAGGGAACCCUAACUGAUGGAAGAGAAGUAGCAAUAAAGAGGCUCUCAAUCAGUUCUGAGCAAGGUUCAGAGGAGUUUAUGAAUGAAGUCAUGCUUAUAAUGAGACUUCAACAUAAAAAUCUUGUGAGGCUCUUGGGUUGUUGCAUAGAAGGCGGAGAAAAAAUUCUUAUCUAUGAAUACAUGCACAACAGCAGCCUUGAUGUUGUGCUACGUGAUUCAAGGACACGAGCACAACUACAUUGGAGAAGGCGGUUUAACAUUAUUGUUGGAAUAGCCCGAGGCAUCCUUUAUCUUCAUGAGGAUUCUCGACUUAAAAUCAUCCAUAGGGACCUCAAACCUAGCAAUGUGUUGUUAGAUCAGGAAAUGAAUCCAAAGAUCUCAGACUUCGGCAUUGCAAGGAUAUUUUGUGGAAGAAAUGGUGAAAAGAAUACCGGAAGGAUAGUAGGAACUUUUGGAUACAUGGCUCCAGAGUUUGCUAUGGAUGGUGUAUAUUCCACAAAGUCAGAUGUUUUUAGCUUUGGAGUAAUCUUACUAGAGAUUGUAACUGGGACAAGAAAUGCUGGUUUCCAUCGGUCCAAACAUGCUCCUAGCCUUUUGGAAUAUGCAUGGCAGCUAUGGUGUGAGGGAAGAGGGUUAGAGUUGAUGGAUCCUUUCUUAGCAGAGACAUAUUGUCCAAGUGAAUUCUUGAGAUGUAUCAAUGUUGGAUUGCUGUGUGUACAAGAAGAUGCAAUAGAUAGACCCAACAUGUCAAAUGUAGUUGUUAUGUUGAGAAGUGAAUCCCUCCCUCUUCCACAUCCUCAAAAACCACCAUUCUCUGUUGGCCGAGCCACUCCAAUAAUUAUUGAUGAGCUUUCUAUCAAUUGGUUAACUAUUAGUGGUAUUACUCCACUUCAUAAUGAGCUUUUUAAGAGCAUUCCAGAGGAAGUUAAUGGUGAGAUGCUUCUUUGGAUGAGAUUAAGCAGUUCAGCUUGUAUACAAAUUCUGGGGGUCCCAGGUUUUGCAUCCACCAAGAACAUUUCUUCCCGUAAGCGAAAAACUGCAGAUUGUGAGGCAUUUCCACUACUUUUUACUCAAUUCCAUAUUCUCCAUUACUGUAGAAUUCUUGGGAAAAAGUACAAACAUUUGGUGGGCAUGUCGAAAACCUUCCAUUUCAUCUUACUUUAUUCGCUUCUUGCUCUGCUUCAUAGCCCUUGUGGUGCUGAUGCUCCAUAUCCCUUUUGUUCUAAUACUACUGCAAAUAACACAGUUAACACUUUGUUUAAGAGCAAUCUCAAUCAGCUCUUCUCUUCUUUAUCCUCUAGUUCUUCUCUCUCAAAAUUCAGUAAUUAUACUAUUGGUAAUAAAACUGAGAGAGUCUAUGGCCUCUUCCUCUGCCUUGGUUUUGAUACUAUGGUCCAAUGCAAGAACUGUGUGGAUAUGGCAGUUCAGGACAUCACAAGACUCUGUCCCUACGGAGACGAAGCAACUGUGUGGGAGGAGUACUGCCUUCUGAGAUACUCCAGCCAAAAUUUCUUUGGCCAUACAGAUUACACCAGAUAUCUCCCUCUAUGGAACAAUAAAACCAUUUCUAAUCCCAAUCAGUUCAGUCUUGUUGUGAGGGAGCUGUUGAAUAACCUCUCUAAUUCGGCUAUUUUGGAUCCUUCCACUGGCUUGUAUGCUACUGGGCAAACUAAUCUUACCAGUGAUCAAAAGGUAUAUGGGCUUGUGCAGUGCACCAGAGACUUGUCUGGAAAUGACUGUCUUCAAUGCCUCCGAAAUGCUACAGAUGAAAUUAUAAGUUGCUGCUACUUUUACAGAGGAGCAAGACUUCUCACAAAGAGUUGCUACCUAAGGUAUGAGUUAUAUGCUUUCUAUGAAGGAGCCACUGAAGCUUUGCCUACUCCUCCUUCAAGCUCAGAAGCAGAUGAUCAGAAUAAGAAAAUAUCGACGAAAAUUCUAAGCAUUACUGUUGUAUCAGCUUGUGUUGCAGUAGCUUUAUUGGGUAUCUCUGUUUACUGCCUAGUUGCCAAAGGAAGAAAGGAAAUAACUGUUCCAGAAACUCCUUUGGGUUCCCCUAACAGCACCGAUUUAUUGAAUUACUUCGGUCCAGGAUCUGAAGAGAUGGAGCCUCAUGAUAUUCCUACUUUUAAUCUAGCCACUAUACAUGCAACUACUGAUAACUUUUCUGACUCAAAAAAGCUUGGACAGGGAGGAUUUGGCCUAGUUUUUAAGGGAACACUACCUGAUGGACGAGAAGUAGCAAUUAAGAGGCUUUCAAGCAGUUCUGAUCAAGGUUCAGAGGAAUUUAUGAAUGAAGCCCUGCUAAUAAUGAGACUUCAACAUAAAAAUCUUGUGAGGCUCUUGGGUUGUUGCAUAGAAGAUGGGGAAAAGAUUCUUGUCUAUGAAUACAUGCCCAACGGCAGCCUUGAUGGUGUCCUAUUUGAUCCAAGGACACGUGCAACAUUCGAUUGGAGAAGGCGGUUUAACAUUAUUGUUGGAAUUGCUCGGGGUAUACUUUAUCUUCAUGAGGAUUCUCGACUUAGAAUCAUCCACAGGGACCUGAAACCCAGUAAUGUACUGUUGGACCAGGAUGUGAACCCGAAGAUCUCAGACUUUGGCAUGGCAAGGAUAUUUGGUGGAAGCGAUGGUGAAAAGAAUACCGCAAGGAUUGUAGGAACUUAUGGAUAUAUGGCUCCAGAAUUUGCUAUGGAAGGAGUAUAUUCCACAAUGUCGGACGUUUAUAGCUUUGGAGUAAUCUUGCUAGAGAUUGUAACUGGGAGAAGAAAUGCUGGCUUCCAUCGUUCCAAACAUGCUUCUAGCCUUUUGGAUUAUGCAUGGCAGCUAUGGAGCAAGGAAAGAGGUUUAGAAUUGAUGGAUCCAUUGUUAACAGAGACAUACUGUUCAAAUGAAUUCUUGAGAUGCAUCAAUGUUGGAUUGUUGUGUGUUCAAGAAGAUGCAAUAUAUAGACCCACCAUGUCAAAUGUCGUCGUUAUGUUGAGAAGUGAAUCUCUCUCUCUUCCACAACCUCAAAAACCUGCGUUCUCUGUUGGCCAAGUCGCUCCAAUGAUGAUUGAUGAUUUUUCUGUCAAUUGGUUAACUGUUACUCCUCGCUGAUGGAUAGAUUAAACUCUUACAUGUAGAAGCAAAAUGUCAUUAAUAUUGAUCAAUAUGAUUAAAGUUUUGUCUCACUAGAAUAAUCUCACAUGUAUAUAUGGUAAGAAUGUACUAAUUGGUACUUCAAACCUGUUCUUAGUUGGAUCAAAAUAUGAAAGGAUUUGUUUCCCAAUAUAACUACAAUUUGUAACAGAAUAUAUGUUUUU
Molecule: messenger RNA, 4410 nt
Organism: Macadamia integrifolia
Lineage: Eukaryota; Viridiplantae; Streptophyta; Magnoliopsida; Proteales; Proteaceae
Exons: 15
Coding region: 32-4204 (1390 amino acids)
Biological process (GO): protein phosphorylation
Molecular function (GO): ATP binding; protein kinase activity
Source: RefSeq, a predicted model, not a curated record